Molecule: messenger RNA, 384 nt
Organism: Peniophora sp. CBMAI 1063
Lineage: Eukaryota; Fungi; Basidiomycota; Agaricomycetes; Russulales; Peniophoraceae
Source: the annotation of a GenBank genome assembly
AUGGACUGCGACUCGAUCAAGAACGAGCAGACCGGUCUUGGUACCAGUGCUGGCAUUAUCUUGGACAAGUCCACCGACCUCGUCGCCGCCAUUGCUCGUCUUGCUCACUCCUAUAAGCAUGAGUCGUGCGGCCAGUGCACGCCUUGGCGAGGCUACGGCCACGCACGCGGGUUGGACAUGCUCCUCCAACUCUCCAAACAAAUCGAAGGUCGUACAACCUGCGCCCUCGACGACGCAGCAGCCUGGCCCAUCCACGCCACCUCCACCCGCUCCUCGGGGACCGCAUCUCUCAGUCCCGCGCCACCAACGGCCCUGUUCGGUGGGCGGCUUGCGGCGGAUGUGGACCCGAGCUUGGCGUUGCCGGAUGGUUGGGCGCGAAUAUGA